Yamadazyma jaroonii is the source of this 1011-nucleotide messenger RNA. Lineage: Eukaryota; Fungi; Ascomycota; Pichiomycetes; Serinales; Debaryomycetaceae. The record is from the annotation of a GenBank genome assembly.
AUGGAGCCUGAUACGAAAGAGGAGUCUGACUUCAGAGAUUUCAAUGACGAACUACCCGAUGACGAUGAUGAUUUUUUGGAUAAGAAUUAUGGUAAUGAAGCGGAGGAAGAUGAUGAAACUGAUAUUGAAGAAAGAGGAAGAAGUUAUGGGAAAAGUUAUAGAUCAGAGGAAGAAUUAGAUUCUAGAAAGACAUCAGCAAGAUCAAGUAGAGAAUCAUCUAUGGGACCUGAUCAACCUAGGAAAAGAGGUAGGCCAAAGAAACUUUUAACAGCAUCAGCUGUAAAAAUCAAAAAGAGGAGAGGAAGACCAAGAAAGGGAUAUGAGAACCCAUUAGCUGGGGUUUCACGAUUUGGUGCUGUAGAUGCUUCUGAAGAAAUACGAAGACGUAGAAAAUUAACCCCUGAAUAUGGUCCACCAAUACCUUUAACUAAACAUAGACAAUUACAAACACAAAAACCAUUAUAUAUUGAUAUGGAAAGAUUGAAAUCAGGUUCAAAUAAAAGACAAAAAUUGAAUACUUUAGAUGUAUUGAAAUUCUUAGUUAAAGAUUUUGAACCUAUUCCUAGUACCAAUGAUAGUAUCAAACCCAAAUUGAUCCAAAAAGAUAUGAAAACACAUAUACUUGAUCAUUUAGGACACUUGAGUGAUGUUCAUGGUAGUAUUGAUGAUUUAAAUUUCGAGAUCAGUAAGAUCCAAAAAGAGAAAGAAUUAACCAGGACCAAAAUCUUGGAAUUAAGGAAAGAUCAUAAUGAUUUAGGUAAUAAAUUGAAUUCUCUUAGAGAAGAUUAUCAACAAUCAAAGGAGAAUCAUGAAAAGUUUAUACAAUUAACUGAUAACAUUGAUGAAUUAAGAAGUAUAGUAAAAGGGGAUAAACCCAUUAAUAAUGAUAUAAUCAAGAGUGUUGAUAGCAAAUUGAAUCAUUUAAGUAAGAUCUUUAACCCUAUAGAUGGAGUUAAUGCAAAGAUUCAUGAACUUAAUAGAACAUUAACCAGAAUUAAUAAUGAUAUUUAG